Messenger RNA from Astyanax mexicanus (Mexican tetra), 3117 nucleotides. RefSeq names its product zinc finger, matrin-type 3 (gene zmat3). NCBI's taxonomy places the organism in Eukaryota, Metazoa, Chordata, Actinopteri, Characiformes, Acestrorhamphidae. The coding region runs from base 255 to 1352 and encodes 365 amino acids. Gene Ontology annotation, molecular function: nucleic acid binding; zinc ion binding. The record is from RefSeq and is a predicted model, not a curated record. The transcript has 6 exons.
GACAGAGGGGAGUUUCAGCUCUGCGCUCAGUUUUAUUUCACCCUCAUUUCACUCGUUUUAGCCGGAUUCUGCAGUAUAUGAUCAGAGAUGUAGAUUAUAGAUAAAUAUAAUGCAGCUAUAAGUGAAAACUGUGUGUUUUUGGGGUUUAUUUUAUAAAUCCUCCGCAGCGCCUCCCCCUCCCCGGAGCUCGGCGGCCGCAGAGCCGCGUCUGGCGGGGAGAAGUUGUGCAGGAGGCGCUGAAGGAUGCGGGGAAGAUGGCGAUGAACGUGGGGAACAGAGAUGCAGUUUAUCCAGCUGCUGAUUUCUGCAGCCCCUACGGUCUUCACCCGCUCAGCUACGCGGGCGGCGGCCAGUAUUUCCCGCGGGGAGCAGGUCCAGAGUCUGUUCUGAAGCCUCCUCUGAAUCUCAUGUGUCAGCAACAAUCCCCGGCCUUCCAGCCUGUAGCUCCCGCCCAGACUCUCGGGCCUCCACCGGUCAUGAUGUCCCCAGACCCCCUCGCAUUCCCCCUCUGCACCCCCCUGCCUGCCAAGCCGCCCCCUCACUUACAGCUGGUCCCCAGCCCACCCAUCACAGUGCCAGCUGUGGUCUCCAGCCCCCAGGCUCCUGAGGAGGAGUGCCAGAAACCGGGCGCUGAGCCGGACGCCACCCUGGAGGAGCUGUGUAAACCUCUGUACUGCAAACUGUGCAAUGUCACGCUCAACUCAGCCCAGCAAGCACAGGCCCACUAUCAGGGCAAAAACCACAGCAAGAAACUGAGGAAUUUUUAUGCUGGUAGUCAGCAGCCACCCCCUAUCAGAAUACCAGAGGAAAUAGAGCCAGUUUCCCAGCAGUCGCUUUCCACUCCACCCGCAGAGACUGCUACUGCAGCGACCAAGCAGCCGCCCUUCAAGGGCCCCAGCAGGGUGAUCCUGGCCACAGAGAACGACUACUGCAAGCUGUGCGACGCCUCCUUCAGCUCUCCCGCCGUGGCCCACGCCCACUACCAGGGCAAGAACCACGCCAAGCGGCUCCGGCUCGCCGAGGCCCAGCAAAACGCCAGACUUCUAGACACAGCAGAGCUUGCACAGAGACGCUCCAGAAAAGAAGGGAACGACUACAGACUCAACAAGAAUCGCAGGACACAUGUGCCCACUGCCAUGCCAGGUCCUUACUACAACCCCCGGCCACGGCAGCGCAUCCCACGGGACCUGGCCAUGUGUGUGACGCCCAGCGGCCAGUUCUACUGCUCCAUGUGCAACUCGGGGGCCAGCGAGGAAGCCGACUUCCGCCUGCACCUGGAGAGCAAACAGCACAAGAGCAAAGUGUCGGAACAGCGCUACCGCAGCGAGAUGGAGAAUCUGGGGUACACCUAAAAGAGACCGUCGGCAAGCUGAGGCCAUACUGAACAGGAAAUCAUCUGUGUAAUUCUCCAAGUGCCCAAAAAUGGCUUUGUUACAGAAGAACAGUCUGUAUUGUGUUCCUACUCUGAACCAGACUCGUAGACUUUACACAGAAUGUGGAAAAAAACGAAAAUCGAAAGCUACCUCUUGCAGAAUUACAGGUGAUUUUAGUGUCAGAUUGUGCGUCUUACUUCAAGAGGACUUCGAACUACGUUUAAACCAACCACUUUAAUGGUACUUAAGUAACUGCGUUCCUUCUGACAAAUCUGACAGUGUAAAAGAGCACUAUUUUUGGUGGACGAAGGAGGUAGGUGGUCUUAAUUUGAUAUCUAGGAUCAGUUUGCCUUUAAGCUAGCUAACAAUGACACAUUGUUAUAUGAGGAUACAUAAAAAAGGCACUAAUCCUAGAUAAACGUACGAGAACUCGUCAAUACUCGAAGGCCAGUAGAGAUCCUGGUUCAGUUGUUUUCUUGUUUUUUUUGUUUUUGUUUUUUAAUAGUACAUAUUGCUAGAAAUAUUUUAAGAUUUCAUCUGUUUCUUUGAACAUGGUUUGUAUAGGUAGUAUGGACUAGUAUUGUGGACUCAGUAGUUCUCUGUUUUUUGUUUUUUGUUAUCAAACGUACACCAGAAGUGGUUCUUUUGUGGCAUCACACUUUUAAAUCAGUAGAUCCCAGAGUCUGUCCCAGAAACCUCAUGUUCGACACAUUCUAACAUACAGUAACUAACCCAUCGCACUAGGAGCUUCUCAUUUAGUUAGUGAGGUAAAAUGGGAUUGUUCUAAAACCCAUGAUUUUGCAAUUUCUAUUUUUUACGGUAAAGGACUCUACAUAUAAAGCAGUAUUUCUCAAUCUGUGGUCAUAAAGGCACUCUGCCAUGUACAUUUUAGUGUUUUUCCUGCUUUUAUUACAAUCCUGCCAUUCUUAAAGUAUGUGUUGAGCCUUUGGGCUGGUUACUUAAAUCCAGUGUGUAAGGGGAGUAAGGCUAAAAAGCUAUACAUGUGUAGGACAAGACAGGACAGGGUGCCUCCAGGACCAGGGUUAAAAAGCUGAUACUGAUAUACGCAAUGCCUCAAAAUCGUUCAAGUUAAACAUCGAGCUCACAGCUAGCUGCAGUUUCACUGUGUUACUUCAGGAAUAGAAGCUAGAAGCUGAGUGCUGAAACCCAGAGUGCUUUCUGAAGAGAUUUAGCGUUAGCCUAUAUCGGCGAGGCCUCAGGUUAGCAGGUUAAAUAGCGCUGCAGGCUUCUACAGGACCUGCUGAAUGUACUGUGACUGCGAUGACAAUAACAGUUCCUCAUUAGUUUUGCACGUGUGUGUUGUACAUGCAGUCAGUAGCAAUGUUUACUCCUGCAGACACAGUUCUUUUCUUUUGUCUGGCUGGUGUGCACCUCAACAAAGACUAGAAACACUAUAGCUGCUUUCCAAAGCCUAGGCUGAGGCUGAAGCGGGCUGUAUUCUCAGCUUUGCAGACUUUGUAAGAAUCCUUCGUAGACAGUCGAGAAACCCAGACGACGUUCAGAGCAAAUGGAAGGAUGCAACUGCAUGAUAAAUCGCUUAAGCAUCGUCAUCACAAUGUGCGCAUGCGCAAUAGUUAAUCACAGAACAUGCGAUGCCACUUAAGGCAAUUAAAUCAAACACAUCAUGCUGCAAUAUUUUGAUUCUUAACACAAGAAGUAGAUACACAGCGCUGUCUCUGUGUCUGGGUGAGUGACAGGCUGCUGCUGCCUAAGAAGCAUGAGG